AUGCUCUUGCAGCCGUGGGGAGCUGGUGCUUGGAUCGGUACCUCAUCGACUGUCGACGUGGACGUGUGGCCGUACUAUGUGAUGGCUAUGCAAUGUUUGCUGCGAAAUCCUUAUUCGUUGCAACCGUUACCAUUGUACUACCCAUUGAUGGAGAUAGCGUUCAAACACCCCGCAGUGAGCGGCACUUGUGAGGAUAUGUUGGUCGAAGGCGAAGAUGAUAGAAAAUUCUUCAACUCGACUGAGAUUUACAGCUUCGUUCACAUGUUGGUCGUCCUUUUUGAAUGCAUUGUUAAUGAUCGGCUCAUGUCGGAAGUAGCGAUGAAUUCCCUACCCCAGCAGGGAGGAGGCAACGCUGUCUUCGCUAGCCCUAAUACUCUUGCUAAGUCAUUCGUGGACGAAGUUUAUCCGGCCUACCGUGCAUUGCUUAGAAGUGGAUCGUUCGUGCCUGACUUCAAACACGAUAUUAAGCGAAUAUCACUUGCAAUGAAGGUCUCUUCUUUCUGGGGACGGACGAUUCUUGUUACUGGUCGUCAAAGUGCGGCGUCGGCUACGGCAAAAAAAGGCGGAGCGGAGGAGUCGAAGUUGACUCGUCUGAAAGGCAUGGUCGAGCACGCCCUCUUUGCUGAAGACAGCAGGGCCGACCAGCCACUGCCGAGUCUGCCUGCAAUCUCCUCGGUUACACCGCCGAAGCGAAUUUCGUUUGAGGAUUCCCCACCUGCUGGUAGAAUGGAAGCAGCAGAGAUCACCAACCCCUUGCCACAGAGUCGGGUACCGAGGCUCUCGGUGGAGUCGGCCGGUCGCUAG
This is a messenger RNA of Perkinsus marinus ATCC 50983, 804 nucleotides long. RefSeq lists its product as hypothetical. The transcript is spliced from 9 exons. Bases 1 to 804 code for a protein of 267 amino acids. The record is from RefSeq and is a predicted model, not a curated record. Lineage: Eukaryota; Perkinsozoa; Perkinsida; Perkinsidae.